AUGGCCUCAAUCGUCCGACCCUCGCUGCUGCGGCAAACGGCCCUCGCCUCUCGAUUCGCGACCCGGGGUGCCUUUGCCAAGCAGCCGGCGCUCCGAGUCGCCGCCCUGCACAGCUCCAGCAGGCGCUCUGCCAUAUUGCCCCCGGGGCCUCAGCGGAUCGAAGGUGGAGUCAACGACCCUGCCCCGAUCCCCGAACCCAAUUCCGCGCACGGCUCCUACCACUGGACCUUUGAGCGCCUUCUCGCCGCCAGCCUCGUCCCGCUCACCAUCGCCCCCUUCGCGGCCGGCUCUCUCAACCCGGCCAUGGACGCCGUUCUCUGCUCCACCGUGCUCCUCCACUCCCACAUGGGCUUCCAGCAGGUCAUUAUCGAUUACAUUCCAAACAAGAGAUACCCCGGCCUGCGCAAGUUCUUUUGGUGGGCGCUGAACGCCGCCACCAUCACUGUCGGCAUUGGACUGUACGAAUUCGAGACAAACGACGUUGGCGUCACCGAGGCUGUCAAAAGGAUUUGGAAGGCAUAG
This is a messenger RNA of Hirsutella rhossiliensis, 522 nucleotides long. Its product is annotated as cybS, succinate dehydrogenase cytochrome B small subunit domain-containing protein. Lineage: Eukaryota; Fungi; Ascomycota; Sordariomycetes; Hypocreales; Ophiocordycipitaceae. The transcript is spliced from 3 exons. Gene Ontology annotation, molecular function: ubiquinone binding; heme binding. The record is from RefSeq and is a predicted model, not a curated record. The coding region runs from base 1 to 522 and encodes 173 amino acids. Gene Ontology annotation, biological process: tricarboxylic acid cycle; mitochondrial electron transport, succinate to ubiquinone. Gene Ontology annotation, cellular component: mitochondrial envelope; membrane.